AUGGCGGCUGUUGAUAUCGGCACUCCGGUCAAGCGAGAGCCAUCUGCUCUCGCCGACUCGCCCGCGUGCCCCACGCCUCUCUCCCAGUCACUCGACAACCAUGGCACGCCGGGCUCCGCGUCCAAUGUCAAGAUGAACUCAACGCCAUCGCCCUCGACCUCGACGGCCAGCAACGGCCAGCCAAGCCAGUCCAGGCGCCCUCCGCGCAAGAGCACCCUCACACAGCAGCAGAAGAACCAGAAGCGUCAGCGCGCCACUCAGGACCAACUUGGCACCCUGGAGAUGGAGUUCAACAAGAACCCCACGCCCACGGCUCAGGUCAGGGACCGCAUUGCUGAAGAAAUUGACAUGACCGAGAGGUCGGUGCAGAUCUGGUUCCAAAACAGGCGUGCCAAGAUCAAGCUCAUGGCGAAGAAGAGCUUGGAGACGGGCGAGGAUUUUGACUGCAUUCCCGAGUCCAUGCGCAACUACCUCGCCAUGCAGGCCAUGGAGGCCGGCAAGGGCCUCGGCGGACAAUACCUUGGUCGGACCGGCCUUCUGCCCUACAGCCCUAGCAUGCUGAUGGGUAACGAGCAGAACGGCAAAGUCUUGAUCCACCAUCUGAGCAGCAGAUCUCUCAACAUCGGCAAAUGGACGAGGGUCUCGCAGAGCACCAUGGACCUUAUCAUCUUCUACUCACCUGACAAGUGUACCAUGACCUACUACAUCAACAAUGAUCAGGCCGGGUACAAGAUCGAGUACCCUUUCGCUUACAUCAAGAACAUGUACCUCGAGAACCAGGAGGGCGACCCCAGCAAGCCCAGUGGCAUCGUCAUUGAGCUCAACAGGCCCCCCCAUUUCUUCAUGGACCAGACGCCCGCCACGAGUGGUUUCUUCCAGUGCGGUGAUUUCACCGAAGAGCAGCAGGCCUCGAACUGUCUGGUUCACCACCUCGGCGGCAACCCCAAGGUUCUCAGCGGUCAGCUCGCCAAGCUGGUCUCACUCGAUGCCUUCAUGAACCGCAACAACCCGAACCCCUUCUUCGAGAACCACUCUCUCUCCGUCUCCGCCCCCGUCUCACCUACCGCGCGCCCCUCUUCACAGCCCAACUUUGCUCAGCCACACGUCGGCAUGUUCCAGGAGUCCUGGGGCAUCAACCACCUGCAGCCUGGCAUGCGUGGUCCUGGCCACAAGAGGCAACGCAGUAGGUCUGUGCCCAUGGCUGUUGACUUCUCCAUGCUCCAGACGCCGAUGCCGUCGUUCUACAUCCAGCAACCCGGCGAGGCGGCACCCCAGCCGCACAACCCGAAUAUUUUCGCUCCUGUCCCACAGCAGCCCAGCGGCCUUGGUCCCAACCUGAGGAUAGACACGCAAGCUGGUUUUGGGAUGGAGAUGCGGCAGUAUCCCAUGUCGGCAACGACCGCGUCUCCAUCCGAGUUCGCGAGCCCUGGCUACUUCGCCGGACCGGAGCCGAGCCCGCUGCCGACGUCUAGCUACAACACGCCAUACGGUGGAGCGUUCCUCUCGCCGAUGGCGAACCCCUCCAACAUGGUCCCGCCGCCGCAUUCGCCUCUGUCCUUCAACGGCCAUGGCGAGCCCUCCAUUGUUGAGCAGUCGCCGCCCCUGUCUAUGCUGGGCAGGCCGGCGUCUGCUGACAUUUAUCGCCAUCACGGUGGCGGUGACGCGUCCUGUGCCGUGUCUGAGGAUGGCGGCAGCCUUAAUGAGAUGUACUCGAAGCACACGAUCAACUUGCCAAUGCACCCCCAUUCGCCUUCGCACAUGGAUCAGGCCCAGGCUGAGCUCGACAUGAACCAGCUUGUGCAGUUUGACCACGUCGACCCCUCUUCUCUGUCGCCCGACUCGAUGCACCAUAUCCAGCAGCAGUGA
Molecule: messenger RNA, 1866 nt
Organism: Verticillium nonalfalfae
Lineage: Eukaryota; Fungi; Ascomycota; Sordariomycetes; Glomerellales; Plectosphaerellaceae
Exons: 3
Coding region: 1-1866 (621 amino acids)
Biological process (GO): regulation of transcription by RNA polymerase II; cell differentiation
Molecular function (GO): RNA polymerase II cis-regulatory region sequence-specific DNA binding; DNA-binding transcription factor activity, RNA polymerase II-specific
Source: RefSeq, a predicted model, not a curated record